Messenger RNA from Ornithorhynchus anatinus (platypus), 747 nucleotides. RefSeq names its product NKG2-D type II integral membrane protein-like. The transcript is spliced from 6 exons. The coding region runs from base 112 to 747 and encodes 211 amino acids. The record is from RefSeq and is a predicted model, not a curated record. Lineage: Eukaryota; Metazoa; Chordata; Mammalia; Monotremata; Ornithorhynchidae.
GCAGUGUGAUGGUUCAUAUGCUUCAUGCUGUUUUGCCCAGAUUCUUCUCCCUCCACCUCCCCCGAAGUCUUCUGAGGACUGACCUCUCCCUUUCACCUGUCCUUUUCAGAGAUGAGUGAACACAAUAUAGCCUCUGAAGAAAUGAAAUUUCCCAACGCAUUGCAGAAGCAGAAGAGAAGACAUACAAAAGUGAAGAGAGAAGAUUGCUCAGUUCUUCCCUGGCCGUUAUUUGCUGGAACUCUGGCCAUCUUGUCCCUCGGACUCAUGGCCUCCAUAGUAGUAAUCACUGUCCUGAUUACGAACCACUCUUCCAACCAAGGACAUCAAAGCCUUCCUGCACUUCCAAACAACACCACAUCCCAGAGAGAUUGUUAUAAUGGCACUUGCUCAGAAAACUGGAUUUGGAGUAGAGGGAGCUGCUAUUAUAUUUCCAAAGAAAGCAAGCCUUGGCCAAACAGUCAAGCUGCCUGCAAGAAAAAGAAUUCCAGUCUCCUGAAGAUAGACAGCAGAGAAGAGUUAGAAAGUUUCCUGAAAUACCUGAAAGCGUCCUAUUGGGUUGGGCUGUCUCAUAACGGCACAGCAGGGCCCUCGCUGUGGGAGGACGCUUCUGCUCUCUCACAGGACAAGUUAACAGUGAUUAACCUUUCCCAUAAAGGAAACUGUGCCUAUUUUGGAAUGGGACUCUAUGUCUUUUAUGAACACUGUGAUGCAUCAAAUACUUACAUUUGUGAACAGAUGGCAAUGUAG